AUGGAAAAUCCCUAUGGAACUACUUCAAUUUUGCCUAAUUAUUAUCAUAACACUAAUAAUAAUAACAAAAUAAACAACAAUUCUUCUCUUUCACCCCAUCAUUUAGCUAUAUCUGAUUCAUCAGAACAACAACAACAACCCCCUCAUCCAAUCAUUUCCUCCUCCUCUUCUUCCUCCUCUUCUCAUUCUUAUACUUCAUCCUCUCCUUCAUCACAUUACCGUCCUUCAUCGUUGAACAAUUAUGACAGUGGUGGACUUUAUCGUGCCAAUCAAAUUUUUUCUCCAAUAUCCGGUCCGCAACUUGUUGCUAAGCAACAACAACAACAAUAUCAACAUUUUAAUAACAAACAGAAUGAAUUAUUAAUCCCCGAGGAAAGCAAUGGCAGUCGUUUUUCAAUGGUGUCAGCUUUGUCAAUUGUUGAUCCUCCCCGUCCUCCUUUUAUUCCAAAAAAGCCUGUAUUUUAUUCGUCUACAAAUGUUGUAAAUAAUAAAGAAAUUUUGUCAAAUAAAAAUAAAAAUGAAGGAAAAAAUGAGGAGGAAAGAAAAGUAAAAUUAGCUACAAAUUAUGAGGAUGAUUUAGAUUUUAAUAGAAAUAAUAACGGCCAUCAAAAGCCUCCAUUCCUUCAACAAAUGCAACAUUCCCCAAAAAUGAAACAUUCUUCCAAAUUAAAUAAUAAUUCUAAUGGUAGUAUUAGUAUUUAUCAUCGAAAUAACCCUCCUCCACCACUUCCACAUCGUUAUCACAAUCAACAAAACCUUAAUUCUUCUUCUCCCCAACACAUUUAUGCUCCACCUAUUACCAGCACAACAGUUACCACAACAGCAAUAACAACUACUUAUAUUGGUGGAAAAAUGCCUUUAAUUACUAAUUCUACUAAUGAGGAUUCUUCGUGCAAUUGUAGCGAAAAUUGUAGCAAAAAUGAAAAAUGCAGCAAUUUUAGUGAGAAAAAUAGUAGCACAGAUGGAAGUACUACAAAUAGCUGUAGUAAUAAUGAAAAUAUUUAUGGAGAAUCUUGCUACGGAAAUGAGGCUUCAACUGGAAAAGAUGUUUUAAUUAAUAACAAAUUGUUAAAAAUGGGAAAGCCUACUUGUUUUGAAAUUGCAGAAAAGUUGGGAAGUAAUUGUACUAAAAAUACUAAAAAUUGUACAAGUUAUUUUCCUGUUGUUGAACAAAAGGAAGAUAAGGAAUUUAAAAAAGAAUUAACUAACAACAACAAAAAUUUAUUUAAAAAUUCCCCUCCCUCUCCACAUCAAAUAGAAUCUUCUACUUCUUCUGUUAAGGCUGUAGCAGCAGCGCUUGUAACAGCAGAUUUACGUGCUCGUUUUCGUGAAAGUCAAAAUAAUUUAUAUGAUAAAGGGAAAAGACAUUCUUCAACUUGUGUUUUACAACAACAACGGCGUCUUUCAUUAGUUGGGGCUAUAUCAGAUUCCAAUCAGAUGACAUUCUCUUCUACCGGUACAAUUAGUUCCUAUGGCUGUUCUGAUGCUGGAAAAACACGUGAGGGCCGUAUUUAUGCCACUGCAGGUUUUGGGGCUGCUGCAGCUGCUCGAAAUAGAAAGAAAAAAUUAAAAAAUAAUAAUGGAAUAAUUGAAAAUAAAAAUAAUGAAAUUUGUGAAGAAGAAAAUGUAAAAAUGAGACAAGAAGGCUCUCAAUCAUGUUUAGUUAAUGAUAAUAAUCAAAUGAGCGUUUCCAACUUGACGAACAAUAAAAAUGAUCAAAAUUCUUUUGGGACUUUAAAAAGCAACAGCGGGGCUUCUAUUGGAGCUUUUUCUUUGGGAAAUGAAUUUAUUUAUGAAACAACGGGAAAAUCUACCCUUGGAAGAAGAGCACAAAAAUUGGCACAACGAGCAGCGCUUAAACUUAGUAAAAGUGGGGGAACACUUUCAGCAGAAUUAAGUAGUUCGGCUUCGGCAAUUUAUGCACUUUUUAGUGGAAAUAAUUUUAAUAAUAAUAAUGGAUUUGUUAAUGAAAAAUGUUUAAAUGGAGAGAAUGUUAGACCUGGAAGUGAUGAUUUUUUAUUAUUAGGGAAAAAGAAAGGAAGUAAGAGAAAGGGAAGAAAAAAGUUGGAAGUGAUAUCUUCUACAGGCUGUUAUUGGAUGGACAAAACAACCCUCGUUUCAAAACACACGGCAAAGGGAAUCGACUUUCUCGAUAGUUUUGGCUUGUUCAUUAAAGAACGAGCUCAAAUUGAAGAGGAAUAUGCUAAUAAAUUGAAAAAUUUAUCAAAAAAAUCACGAGGCAAAAAGGCUUCUGAUGACGAAUUUACUUCAUCGAGUGCAUUUCAUGCUUUUUUGGGAGAAUUAGAAUCUCUUGCCUCCCAACACGAACUUGUUGUUGAGUGUUUACGGGAUGUUCUUCUUCCAAAAAUUAACGAUAAAUGUCGUCAAUUUCGAACUGUUCGUAAAAAACAUUCACAAAAUUUUGAAUUAAUGGAGAAGGAUUAUAAUGCUAAAGUAGAUGAAUUACAAAAGCAGAAGAAAAAUUACGAAAAAGCACAUAUAGAAGCCCAAAAUGCCCAUAUUAAACACAAAAGAGCGUUCGAAAAUCGUUAUUUAUCUCGUCAUGAAGUAGACAAAGCUCAGUUGGCAGCGAACAAUAAAAGUACAAUUUGUGAACAAGGAAAACAGAAUUACGCAUCUCAAUUAGCUGCCACAAAUCAAGCAAAGAGUGAUUUUUACAAUAUUUUGUUGCCUCGAUUAUUAGAAGAAAUGAGACAACUUGAAAUUGAACGAAUUGAUUUUACUAGAGAAAUUAUGUUGGAAAGUGUUAAGGCAGAAACUGGUGUUUUACAUAUUAAACAAAGGUGUUAUGAAGAUAUGAAUAAUGCAAUUAAAACAGUCAAUCCAGAACACGAUACUUUAUUGGUUGUUGAACAAACAAAGACUGGAUAUACACAUCCUGCUGACUUUGAAUUUGAAGAUUUUGGUAAUUAA
This is a messenger RNA of Meloidogyne enterolobii, 2934 nucleotides long. Lineage: Eukaryota; Metazoa; Nematoda; Chromadorea; Rhabditida; Meloidogynidae. The record is from the annotation of a GenBank genome assembly.